Messenger RNA from Punctularia strigosozonata HHB-11173 SS5, 1059 nucleotides. RefSeq lists its product as uncharacterized. Lineage: Eukaryota; Fungi; Basidiomycota; Agaricomycetes; Corticiales; Punctulariaceae. The transcript is spliced from 2 exons. The record is from RefSeq and is a predicted model, not a curated record. The coding region runs from base 1 to 1059 and encodes 352 amino acids.
AUGACGACGAUCACCACUACCACCAGGACCGAGACAACGUUAGGACGAAGGGGCCCAAGCCGACCGGGCACAGCGCAGUCGGCCGUGUCGGUCUACCCCGUUCCGCCGCCAACGUCCAACACGCUCACCGGCGCCCAACGCGCGCGUCUGGUGCGCUCCGCGAACAAGAUCGGGCGCGUGCUCGGGAGCACGCCGCGCCUCGUCGAUUUCGAUGAAUCGACGGUGUCGCAAGGUCACAGGCGGCACGCGACGACGACGAGCUCGCGGAGGUAUCCGCGCACGCCUGUACCGGGCGCCGCCGGCGCGCGGUUCAACACCGUGAUCGACGUCGGGGGCGGAUCGUCGCGCGCGCACUCGAGGACCGGGUCCGCGUCUUCUACCGCGUCCUCGUCCUCCGCCUGGUCUGCCAGCGCCGCGUCCGCGUCCUCGCGGACCGCCGAGACGUCCGUGUCGUCGUCGUCCCUGUUCUCCGUGUCGCCCGCAGAGGAGGAGCUGAUGUCCGAGUUUGGCGAGCUCACGACGGAUGCGACGACGACGGAGACGUGGAGGACGAGGCAUGCGAGCCCGACGGAGCGUAGGCCGCCGUUGUUGAGGCUGGCGCUCGGGCUUCGCGCGCGCGCGCCGGUCGGGUCGAGGUCGGGGAGGGCCGCGGCGGCGGCUGUGAGGCCCGGGUUGGCGACCGUGCCGGCGUCGCCGUUGUUUGCGAUGGAUGGAGAGCCAGAGGAGGGGGAGGGGGAGGAGGGGGUGGGGGCGGUCGAGGCGCCGACGUUUAGGAUACGAACGGAGGCGAGCGAGAGGAGGGCGAAGAUGGAGAGGGUGAGGAGGCUGUUGGGCGAGUGCGUGCCGGUCGAGCUCGUGUUUCCGACGCGGGAGGAAGGGGACGACGACGGGCCGGAUAGUCCGUCGACGGACUCGUCGUCGGAGAAGGUGGAGGUGAGGGUGACGAGGAACGGCGACGCGCGGUGCGUGAGGCGCCGCGGGGGUGGUGCGGAGAAGUGGACGUUGGAGGCGAUCGAGGAGUGUGCCGGGGAGGAUGAUCGCCGCCGCGGGCGGCCCUGA